This is a messenger RNA of Lentinula edodes (shiitake mushroom), 1401 nucleotides long. Its product is annotated as acid protease. The record is from RefSeq and is a predicted model, not a curated record. Gene Ontology annotation, biological process: proteolysis. Gene Ontology annotation, molecular function: aspartic-type endopeptidase activity. Lineage: Eukaryota; Fungi; Basidiomycota; Agaricomycetes; Agaricales; Omphalotaceae. The transcript is spliced from 11 exons. The coding region runs from base 94 to 1314 and encodes 406 amino acids.
UAUAAAAGAUUGGGGUUGAGUACUAUGGCGGCGAUAGAAGCACGGAGUUUUCGCCCAUCCUUUUCCUUAGGUCCCUGCUGAACAGCAAUUAUCAUGAUUUACCCAUUCAUCAUCGUUUGCUCGCUUCUUUUCGGUGUUACCGCGUCUCCUCUCGCUCCAACCCAAACACCUGGCCUAUCUGUUCCCAUUCGAAAAUUCGUCAAUGUAACGAGCGGGCAUAAUCUUGUCAAUACAGGCCGCUCCCGAGCUCAGUCCUUCCGUGAUCGUGCUGCGUCAAAGCGUGUUUCCUCCACGAAAAGACAGGAAGUGCCUGUCGUGAACGAGAUCAUCACAUACAUCGCAGAGAUCACUGUGGGCACUGAUAAUCAGACCUUCCAUUUGCUUGUUGAUACCGGAAGUUCAAACACUUGGAUCGGCGCCAACUCUAGCUAUGCGUAUGUCCCCUCAUCCAGUAGCGUGUGGACAGACGACAUUGUCAUCGUCGACUAUGGCUCCGGAUAUUUCUUUGGGUACGAAUACUAUGAUACAGUAGCGCUCUCAAACGAUCUGAUCAUUAAAAAUCAGUCAAUUGGAGUUGCUGAUUUCCAACAAGGAUUUACAUCUAUGGAUGGGAUUUUGGGUAUUGGCCCUGUCGCCUUAACCGAUGGUACCAUCCUCGGUGACCUGGCCCCAGUGACCACAGUGCCGACAGUGAGCGACAACCUGUUCAGUGAAGGUGUCAUCUCCACUGAAGUUGUUGGCAUUGCCUUCGUCCCUACCACCGGUGCCGAGGACGAGCCAGAGGGAGAAUUGAUAUUUGGUGACGUGGAAGGCAGCUCUAAGUACACUGGCCAAAUAACUUAUACACCGAAGGAGACGGAUUACUGGGGAAUCACACAGUCCAUCUCAUACAGUGGUAUCGAGAUCAUGGCGAGCGCAGUCGGCGUUGUUGACACAGGAACGACUUUGAAUUACAUGCCUACCGACGCCUUCAAUGCAUAUAUUAACUCUACUGGUGGAAUAUUUGAUGAGGCCACAGGACUCUACGAAAUCACCGAGGAGCAAUAUGAUGCACUCGAUGACUUGGUUUUCACUAUUGGCGGUACUGAUUUUCCACUGCCGGCAAAUGCCCAAAUUUGGCCCAGGACGUUGAACGCAAAUAUUGGAGGAGAGGGGGGCAAAAUUUAUCUUGCUGCAGUUGCUACUGAUCCAGUUGAGGACCUCAAUUUCAUCAAUGGUUACGUGUUCCUGGAGAGAUAUUUCUCGGUUUUCGAUAACACCAACUCUAGAGUAGGGUUUGCCCCGACUGCCUAUACGAAUGCUACAACCAACUAGAACCAACUAGGUGGGAAAAAAUCAUCAUUAUGCUUGGGUCUGCAUUAAUACAUAGAUCUGUCUGUACUAUGUAUCAACGGUAUAUCC